GGCUGCUGGGCUUAGUGGGUGUGGCCACAUGACUGAGGUAUAAAAGCGUCAGCACUUGGGCCAGGUGCACCUUUGGAGUGAUUGGCAGAAGAGAGUAGCAUCCAUCUACCUGCUCCCAGAGAAGUCUGCAGCCAGGUGUUUGCAAGUGGCGGCUGGAGAUAUGGAGGCAGCUCAGAGGCUCUCCGAAGUUGAGUCUCCCUGGAAGGCCGGUACAGGUUGCAAGCCCUCAAGCCAUGCUGUAGAUUCUGAAGUGUCUUCGUGUUCUUAUGGUUCUGCAGAUUCAGCCUGGUCAUCUCCUUUGGCCCAAGACCUCCACCAGGAUAAUGCUCAGGGGACAGCAGAGCUGGCUGCCAGGGGCAAGCACAGUGCGAGUUGGGAGAGGCCCCUCGGCGUGGGUGUGGGUCUCCUGAACACAGGCAACAGCUGCUACCUUAAUGCAGCCUUGCAGUGUCUGACACACACCUCACUCGCCAACUACAUGCUCUCCCGGGAGCAUUCUCGGAGCUGCUGUUACCACCCGGGAAGCUGCACAAUGUGUGCUCUGGAAGCUCAAGUUAAUCAGAGUCUCCUCCACUCCAAGGAUGUCAUGGAGCCCUCGAAGAUCUUGACUGGUGCCUUCCACCGGCAGAAGCAGGAAGAUGCCCACGAGUUUCUGAUGUUUACCUUGAAUGCCAUGCACGAAGCCUGCCUUCAAGGGAGAAAGCCUUCAGAAGAAUCCUCGAAGGACAGCACCCCGAUCUACGAGAUAUUUGGAGGCUCGUGGAGAUCUCAGGUCAGGUGUCUCCAGUGCCAGGGCACCUCAGAUGCCUUUAGCCCAUUCCUGGAUGUCCUACUGGAUAUCCAUGAGGCUCACAGUGUGAAGCAAGCCUUGGAGUAUUUAGUGAAGGCCGAAGAACUGUGUGGGGAAAACGCCUACUUCUGUGACCAUUGCCAGGAGAAGACGCCAGCUUUGAAGAGCCUGGCAAUCCAAGGCGCCUCGAAGGUUCUGCUGCUGGUCUUGAACCGCUCCUCAGACUCCGCGGGUGGCAAAACGGACAGGAAAGUAAGGUACCCCGAGUCCCUUGACCUGAGGCCAUACAUGUCUCAGUCUAACAGAGGACCGUUGGUAUAUGCCCUGUAUGCCGUGCUGGUCCACGCUGGUGCGACUUGCCACUCUGGACAUUACUUCUGUUAUGUCAGGGCUGGCAACGGGAAGUGGUACAAGAUGGAUGAUUCUACAGUUACCAGGUGCGAAGUGGCUUCUGUCCUGAGUGAGUCCGCCUAUCUGCUCUUCUAUGUCCAGGGGACCGAUGGCAGAGGGGACAGUGUCAAUAGGCCAGUAGGCACAGGAAACAAGGCUCACGCUGGGAAAGGCUGGCAGAAAAAGCACAAGAGAAGAUCUUGUGUGCAGGCCGCAGAGCCACGGCGAGAGCCGGAAGAGGCUGCGGCCCAAGCAAAGUCUUUAGACCAGUGGAAG
Molecule: messenger RNA, 1456 nt
Organism: Cricetulus griseus (Chinese hamster)
Lineage: Eukaryota; Metazoa; Chordata; Mammalia; Rodentia; Cricetidae
Source: RefSeq, a predicted model, not a curated record